Molecule: messenger RNA, 2247 nt
Organism: Dermacentor andersoni
Lineage: Eukaryota; Metazoa; Arthropoda; Arachnida; Ixodida; Ixodidae
Source: RefSeq, a predicted model, not a curated record
UUUAUUUUAGCGUACUGUUGCUGCUGCUGCGGCGCGGCAGCGGCGGCGUGCUCUUGUUCGAUUUCCGUCGGCCUAUUAGGCGAGAGCGGCGCGCGGCUCUCUCCGCUGCUCACUUUCUCCUCUCCGUGCUGCUGGCCACCGGCAGCCUCGAGGACAGGCCCGGCGUGGUGACCCAGAAGCCUGGACUCUCUGGCAGUCCCCCCCUCCCCAUCCUUUCCCCGCAGCACCGAGCAUGUGGACCCGGGCAGAGCGUAUAAAAGGCCACAUCCGGCCGCAUCACCGGACACAGACACAGCUUCACUUCUCCCAGUGGAUAUACCUCCCUGACCAAAAGUAGACGCCGGCAUGUCUUCGCAGUUACGGCUGGGGGCUGUGGCCCUGACUGUGCUCCUGAUGGCCUGCCUCGUGCCACCCACGGAGCAGAGCCAUAAGAUCAAGAAGCUCAAGCUGGGCGCUGCGGCGGCCGCCGCAGUUGUGGGCAAGAUCACUCCGCUGGCCGCGGCAGCCGGAGUCGCGGGUGCCUCGCUCGUCGGCAGCGCAGCCGUCUCGCACCUCCUCCACUCUCACCACCACCAUCACGGCGGCCACCACCAUCAUCACCACUUCUUGCCCGUCCACCACUCGCACCCUGUCCACAUACCCAUUCCGUUCCACGUGCACUCACACAGCGAUCACCACCACCAUCACGGCCUGGUUGACUUCGGCUAUGCUGAUCACGGAUUCGGUCAUGGUCACGGCCACGGCCACGGUCACGGCCACGGCUUCUUCGCUGACUACGGCCAUGGUUUCGGCGGUGGCCUCGUGGGCGGAUUUGGCUAUGGCGGACACGGAGACUACGACGGUUGGUGGUGACCUCCCGGACACAACUAAGGGCCUCGACACACGGCCGGCGUCCCGCCUCGGCGCCACACCAUAGAGUCGCUGGGAAAAGUGCCCCGGGGGGCACCGCUAAAAAUUGCACAAAAACGCUGCUGAACAAUCAUCGGGCGUGGAUAAGACGUGGUGCUCUCCAGUUCGCGUAUGUCGCCACAACCUUAAGUUAUUCUAGAAAAGGCAGAAUGAUUGGUUAAUAUAGAGCUAGAAGAUGGGCAAAAAAAUUACGGAGAUUCACCCUUGAGCCAAAAUCCUUGAGAGCUUGAUCCAGCCUUUCAAGAAUAGCUCGGGUGCGCUCACGUUUUGAUGGUUUAUGUGCCGGCGGUGGUAAACUGAGGUCGAACACCGCUCGGCUGCAAGAAGACAUUGGCGCGAGACUAGACGCCAUGGAUGGUCCCAGCAUGUCAGCUGCGACUUUCUGCAAGCAAUUUCGCAGCGGCUCUAGGCUGCUCCGCCCUGGGAGCGGACGCGCGUGGGCGGGAUGGAGAGGCAGGUAAGACUGGAGGGGAGAGAUUUUGUGUUGGCACUUUUUAUUAUCCACGAAGGGAGGGAGCUUGGCGGCGUGUCGGUGCCGUUUGGUAAUGAAGAAUCAGUGUGGUUUUGUGGCAACGUGCUGAAUGUGUCUGUGGUCGUUUGUAUCGUGUGACCCCUCCGUAACAUGCGUGUGUCAUUGUCACACUGCCACUCAGGUAAAUAUAUUCGCCAGCAACUAGGCUGUAAAUACUUGUACAUAACACAUCUCGUUGGUUUCAGUAUAAAUACAGCUCAUAUACGUAUCUUCGCAGCCUUUACACAUCUUUUUUUUUUUUCGUCUUAACCAAAUAAUAAUAGAUGAGGUUGUUACUCUCUCACAUCAUUUGUGUACCGUUGGGCAUGUUUUUUGUCAUUAUUUUCGUGUAUUUCGUGUCGUUCUUUAGUGUCUUACAACAAUGUUCCCGCGGAGUGAGUGUGUACCCUUACCACUUAUAGGAUUUGUUUUCUUUUUCUUCUGAAUAUAUAAGCGUUUUUGUCAAGAAGUGUCUAAACAGUUCACAUUGUCACUGGCAGUUUUUUGCGUAAUCAUGAUAUGAGUGGCUGGCAUUCUAUACAAAAUAGAAGCUUUAUUUAAUCCUUGUGUUGUUUCAGCUUUUCUUCUUUAUUUUUGCAAUAAUUCUGCUGCAAUAAGGUCUUACAGUUUACAAACGCCCUGCGUUUCCAUGCAUAGAUAAAAGAACGGUUUGUUACAAACACUCCUAACCCUCGUUUUGUCAUGUGAAGUUUGUGCCACUUCGUGUAAGCAUUUUUCUGUGCGUCAUUGACUGUGAAGUCACAUCUUUCGUGAUCGCAUUCAAUAGCGACCCUUCUUAGUCAAUAAAGGAAGUCUAUCCUUUUUCA